This is a messenger RNA of Blepharisma stoltei, 2642 nucleotides long. The record is from the annotation of a GenBank genome assembly. Lineage: Eukaryota; Ciliophora; Heterotrichea; Heterotrichida; Blepharismidae.
AUGGAUGCCGAAAUUCAGCAGCUGGCCAAUGAGUUUUUAUAUGCAAUCCACAAUUUAAAAUCCAAGUCUGAUGAAGAGGUGCAGACAUCUCUUCAACUGAUCCAACAAAUAUUAUCUCUACACUUUGCAAUACCUGAAUCUUUUUCCAAACAAAUCUUUAUUCAGCUUGGCUUUCUCAAAAAGAAAUCAAAACACUCUGAUACAUUAAUAAGAGCCCUGCAAAUAGAAAGCGUGCUUCUCACCAAUUACGACUCAUCUUGGCUAAAUGAAAAUUCUCAAGAAAGCGAAAUGCAUGUUACAAUUCUUUUAAGCGGGAUAAUCAAGCUUGCAGAAGAGAGUGAUUCACGGGUAAGAAAAGAAGCUUGGAGUACACUAAAUUCGUUUUUUACAGUAAUUUCUCAACAAGAAAUAAUCAAAAAGUGCUAUCCUGGAAUAAUGAAAUGCUUGAUAAGUGAAGUUGAAAGAUUUAAUAAUCAGGGGCUCGGGACAUCAAAAUAUGCGUUUGGGAUAACAAUUGAAGUCUUAAUUAAAGUGCUGGAAUAUAUUUCUGAUAGAAAUAAUGAUGAGUGGACGAUUUUUGCCAAAGAAAAAUGCAAAGGUUUUAUAUCAAGCUUAUCUAAAGAGCUAAUUUCUAUAGUUGCAUCAAAUUACGAUUAUUCAAAAGAAAUAAUGCUUGAUUUGCUAAAAUUUCUCCUUGAAAAUUUGAAAGAAACUCUCGAUUUAAAUUUCAAAGAAAUUUUGAAGUGCUACAUAUUAAUUUCAGCUGAUCUUGAAGUAUUUCCUUUUUUAUCACUUAUAGAUAAAAACGAUUUAUACUCAAUAUCAUAUUCAUUACUGAAAAGUUUAAUUUUAAUCACUGAUAUAAGCAUGAAAAAAAGAUCAAUGAAUUCUCUAGUUUAUUCUUUACAACUACUAGGAGACUCUUUGCCUUAUUUUCUUACAAGAAAAGCAAAUGAAAUUGUGAGUAUUAUAAAACAAAUUAUCAAAUUUUCUGUUUCGGUUUUAAGAGAGUUCAGCCUUAAAAAUGUAAUAGAAUAUUGUGAAAGAGAUGAAAACUGUCAUAAGUCUCUGGAAAAGCUGUUAACAAUCAUUGUGAAAUAUGAAAUAUUUGAUCAGCUGAUAGAGGAGCAGAGUGAGGGGCAAAGAAAAUUAGCUAAAAAUAAUGAUUUUGGCAUAGCUGAUGACUUACUGAAAAUUGCUUAUCUCCUAAGCUUCAGCUGGCCACAAAACUCAAUUUACAUCCUCAAAGAAUUAACUAUUAAAAGUUGUGAGACUGAAAAUAAAUUUAUUAUUAGAAGUCUGCUUUUGCAAUUAACUCUAAAACAUUCUAACUCCUCCCCUCGUUGAGCGUACAGACCAUUGAAAAAAUCCCUUUUUUUGGUAAAGCCAACCCUCUGUGAAAGAAUAAAAAAAUAUUUUAUAAAUCUUUGUGAUGAUAUAUAAAUGAUUGCUAUUAUAAUGAAAAAUGCCAAGCUAAUUCUGUUUAAUUUUAAGCAGCUUGCAUUUUAAACAUAAAUUUUACAAAUUAAAUUAAUUUUAGCUUUCCAAUUUUCACAAAUUGGAUUUUUUUUAAAUUUUUGGUUAAAAAAAUAACCCCUUCCGUGACCAAACAAAAUUUUUUGUUCGCUCACAGAGGGAGGGGGAGUAAAGAAAUGGAGCUUACUGACAUCUUGGAUAGCAUCAUGCUAACUUAUGAAGAAUCCACAAAAGAAUCUUGCUUAAAUUUAAUUGAAACAAUAUCAAAAGAGAAAAAUUUCGAAAGCAUUAAUGAGAUGAUUAAAAAGGAGUAUUCAAGUCUGAAGCAAUCAAUGAUCGCGAAAAUUAAGAUCUUUGGGAUUGAUCAAAUUAAAUCAGCCUUGCUUUGUCUUCUUGAAAUUUCUCAAAAUGUCGAUUUGCUGACAGAUUCAUUGCUUGCGUGCCUGCAGAAAUUUGAUAAAUCAUAUCAAAUUAUGGAUGUGAAAACUAAGCUCGGCUAUAUUGAACUAUUUUCAAUGCUAGUUCCAUACAUUCGUGAAUUCCAGAUUUCAGAAAAAAUCCAGAACGCAAAUCUUAUCAGAAGCAUUUUGAUGAGAUUAAAGCUAUUUUUAGCUCUUAAAAUGAAUCAGCUUGAAAAUCGUAAGCUUAUUAUGGCAACAAUCAACUUUUAUAUAUCUUCAGUCCCGUGCUUAUCUAAUUUUCCAAUAGAAAUUGAUAGACUAGAUAAAUCUCCAUUCGCUAUAGAAGAAGGACUCAAUGUUACAAUUCCGAAUGCUCUAACUGAAAUUUCUUAUGAAUAUUUUCCAUCACUUGUAUUUUGCAUGAAAUCAUUGGCAGACUCAAAUUGUUUCGGUAUAUCAUUAGCAAUUUUAAAUCUGUUUUCUUUAAUAUCUCAAAAAAACCCAGAAUUUUUUGUAACUGAAUCAAGAUUUUCAAAACGAAUUUUCCCAAAUAUAAAGAUUAUCAUGCUUCAGCCUCAUUCAGAUCAAUCUUAUAAGAGUAGACUAUAUCGUGAAAUUGUGGACCUAAUAAAACUUUUAGAUAGAAAAUGCAUUGAUGAAAUUAAGCCUGAGAUUAUUGGAUGCUCAAAGUAUUUAAUUAACUCACAGUUUGAAGAAAUCAAGGCAAUUGGUGAGGAACUUAAUAGUUACGUUCUGUCUUCUUAA